This is a messenger RNA of Liolophura sinensis, 2472 nucleotides long. RefSeq names its product putative polypeptide N-acetylgalactosaminyltransferase 9. The coding region runs from base 2 to 802 and encodes 266 amino acids. Gene Ontology annotation, biological process: protein O-linked glycosylation. The transcript has 6 exons. Gene Ontology annotation, molecular function: polypeptide N-acetylgalactosaminyltransferase activity. The record is from RefSeq and is a predicted model, not a curated record. Gene Ontology annotation, cellular component: Golgi apparatus. Lineage: Eukaryota; Metazoa; Mollusca; Polyplacophora; Chitonida; Chitonidae.
UAUGUUGGGUACAGAGUUUGCUAUUGACAAGCAGUUCUUCCUCGACCUCGGGGGUUAUGACCCUGGUAUGGAGAUCUGGGGUGGAGAAGAAAUGGAAUUGUCUUUCAAAACAUGGAUGUGUGGUGGCUCGAUGUGGGUAAUACCGUGUUCUAGCGUCGCACAUCUUUUCCGAUUGGCCAAACAUCGCUCCUUUCCGUUCCACUUGACGAAUAUUUUGCGCGUAGCGCACGUCUGGAUGGACGACUACAAACACGAAGUUUUCGAACGUUACGGGGAUGUAUGCAACGACAGAGAUGUGGGGAACAUUACAGACAGACUGAAGAUCAAGGAAAAAUUACAGUGUAAAAAUUUCCAGUGGUACAUGAAAAACAUAGCCUACAUGGCGGAUGUACCUAAAGACGUGAUCGCACAAGGGGAGAUCCAUAACCAGGGUAAGCCAGAGCAAUGCUUGUGUGCCGCCGUCGGUGGUUGGUCAGAUCCAGAAAACCUGAAGGUGAAGACACGCCAAUGUCAACGGCGGGGAUACGAAGAGUUCUGGAUGAUAACCAAAUCGGGAUUGCUCAGACGGGAUUCGAGAUGUGUACUGUACAGCGCGACUACCAAAAAGUUGACACACGUGGAAUGCAACGAUACCAACCAGCAUAUGAAAUGGAAUUUCACAAUGAAUAACACUUUAGUGCAUGAACUCUCAGGAAAAUGCCUAAGUCUUAGAAAUGAUUUGACAAUGGAAGAGUGCUCUCAAGGGGAAGAACUUCAGCAAUGGAAACUUGUCCGAAGGCCCAAAGCUCCGCCCAUACGCUGAGCAGUCCAAGAGGAUAUUGGGAAUUGUAUUUGGUUACAUGUGUUUAGGCAUUUAAAAGACGAUGUAUUCUGUUCAACUAGUGUUCAAAUUUAUUUAAAUAGAAAAAAGUUUUACUUAGUUUUGCUCCAACAAAACAGAAACUAAAAAAUUUUGUCACACAUGUUGCAUGUAGACGUGUAUAACCAUGGGACACAAACACUGCUACUCGAUGUGUAGAAUUUUCGCCCAGUAUAUUAAUGUAAAACAUGGCGUAAUGGAAUGUAUAAAAACCCACCAAAUUGACACUUGUCGCAAAUUACAGGCAUUAAGUCGCCACAACGAGAUAUCAAUUCCCAGAACAUCAUGGCCAUUGGCCUAGACGACACGAAAAGCUCUCGUCACGUCAUUCGCUAUCGUAAGCCUAUUCACUGGACGAUUUCCUCCCUCACCUUUGUGUUUUGCAGCCACCAUUUGUUUCGAUUUGACGAUAUCUCUUCCAUUGUUCAAUUUUUGGGGUAAAAUUUAUGCAGUGCCCGUUGAAAGUACGUGGGUUAGAAAAUAUUUUAUUGUUGGUAAACCCUUUUAAAGACCUGAAGAAUCCAGCUUUUUUGUCAGAAAAUGUUUCACCGUUACUGAACCCUUUUGAAGAUCUGAAAAAUGUAGGUUUUGUGUCAGAAAAUGUUUUAUGGGUACUGUUACGCCUUUGCGUUCAAGUCCGCACAAUAUGUCGAAGACCAUACUCUUACAACGCAUGCUCUACUCCAUGGUUGUUUUCUUAAAUUGGCUAACAAAUAAACCAAAAAAAUAAACAAGUACAUAAAUGUUUUUAACCAAAGUCACUUGAGUUACUGUGAUGAAGCAGGAAGUGUUGCCAGAGAGAACAGAAACCGCCUCAGUAUUUUGCAUUCCCCGUAUCAAAAGGUACACAGCAUGGCUACAACGGGAUCAGUUUUAUGUAAGGCUAAUCCAAAAGGCAAACAUGUCGAUGGGAGGUAUAGACGCCAAACAAGCGUAUAGAAUGGCGCAUGCGUUGUUAAGUGUAUUAUCGAAAGCUUACCCGUUUAAACUGUCACUAAGCCCUUUUCGAGAUGUGAAGAAUGUCUUCCGCAGAGGAGGCCAGCAUAAGCUGGACUUGAACGCACAGCAACUGCAUUGGUGGGGGUGACGUUUGCAUACGCAAUUUCUACUCGACUCUUCACUUCCUUCUGCCAUCAGCAAGGAAAGAUUCCUGUAGUUCUAGUUAAAUCUGGUGUACAGAUUUACAUAAUUAAUGAAUAUCCGUCAAUCUCAUUGUUUGGCUGCAAUUGCUCUCAAUAUUGCCCGAUAUGAACAAAAUGUGUGCAAAUUCAUUAUGGAUGAAGUUGACAAACCCACCGGUUCCUGGUUGUUUUUUGGUUUCCACUUCUUCAAAUAUAGCUAAAGAUAAGUGACAAUAAUGUUUUAAUUGCUAUAGGUGCCAUGCUCUGUUAAUAGUUUUUGGCCAAAUUAUCAAGUACGCCAGCUAUUAAAGAGUUCGUGUGUGAGGGUGUGCGCUCGCGCGCGUGUGUGUUUAACAAACGUAUAUUAAUGUCAUGUCUGAUGUAUUAGAGCUGAUCUUCUUCUAAAAGUAAAAUGUAAUGUUGGUCAGAUUUACCAAAUUCCUUAGCAAUUUUAAGCCGACUUAUUGGGUUUAAUAAAAAUAUAUGAAAGAA